This is a messenger RNA of Podarcis lilfordi (Lilford's wall lizard), 41171 nucleotides long. The record is from the annotation of a GenBank genome assembly. NCBI's taxonomy places the organism in Eukaryota, Metazoa, Chordata, Lepidosauria, Squamata, Lacertidae.
GCACUUCCUAUCUCCUUUUUCCGCCUUACUUUUUUUUCCCUCCUCCCUCCGCAGUAUUAUGAGGUCAGCGCAUGGGACGGCGUAGCCUAUGACGUAACCCACCCACUCCCGGACCUCCCCAGCCUUUACAAUCCAGACAGAAGAGGGGACGGGGCAGCCAAAGGGAGAGAAGUGGCAGUUGGUCUCCUCUCCUCAGGAAGGGGGCGGUGGACACGAGAAGACGAGAAAAGACCCGGAUGCCGCGGCCGCUGCUGCUGUGUGAGGCGCAGCGGGCCACAGAGGGAAGGAGUUGUGGAUACGGCGGCGGUUUGUCGUCUGGGGCCGGCUGAGGGGAGCGAGCGUUGGGGGGGGCGUCGUCGACCGCGAGCUCCCCGGGUUGUUGCUUUUGUUUUUUGACGGAGUUGCGGCGGCGCCCGUUUCCCCUCAAGCCGCUGCCCGCAAGAUGGAGGUAGCGGGGCUGGCCGUGGCGCCGGCGGCGUGAGGCGGCGAGGGCCGCGGGGUAGGCGGCUCGCAGGGAGCCGGCGCGGCUGCUUGAGGGGCGGCGAGAGGCGCUGAGGCGAUGCUGUCGGUGUAUGGAAUGCUGCUGUCGGCUCUGCUGGGCUCCUGCCUGACGCUGCUGUGCCAGAUCCUGCUCUUCUACCGGAGGAAGCCCGAAGCCCCCGAGGGGCCGUCCUCGGCGCCCAACACCGGCAUCUACACCACCCGGGCAGUGCCCGACACCAGCCUCAAGGAGUACUUCGCCGGCUUCGUUGGCGGCGGCGGCGGGGGGGUGCAAGAGGGGGCUGGCUCCCGCAGCGUGCCCCCCAGCCAGUCCCCUUCCAAAAAUGACCAGGGCACCCACUCGGACUCCUCUAGCUCGGUGGUGGAGUUCACCGAGGAGACCCUCUAUUGGCUCAAUGCCAUCUGUCUCUUUCUCUUCAGGGAGCUCAAGGACACUGGCUUUGUCAGGCACUGGGUCACCAGGAAGAUCAAGGUGGAGUUUGAGGAGCUGCUCCAGACAAAGGUGACAGGCAAGGUGCUGGAGGGGCUCAGCUUGAGGGACGUUGCCUUCGGGAACGUUGUGCCCGUUUUCAAGAACAUCAAGAUCCUGAGGCCGGUGACCUGUAGCGAGGAAGGAUGCCCCGAGGAACUAGACUUUGAGGUGGACGUUGAGUACAACGGUGGCUUCCACUUGGCCAUUGAUGCCGACCUUGUCUUUGGCAAGUCGGCAUAUCUCUUUGCCAAGAUCUCUAGGGUGGUGGGUCGGGUGAGGCUGGUCUUCACCCGCUUGCCCUUCACUCACUGGUCUUUCGCCUUUGUCGACGAGCCUGUGAUUGGUCUUGAAGUCAAGUCACAGUUCGAAGGAAGGCCCUUGCCACAACUUACUUCCAUCAUUGUCAGCCAGUUCAAGAAAGUCAUUAGGCGCAAACAUACUUUACCUCAUUAUAAAAUCAGGUAAGGUGCUUUGGGUUUAACUGGAGCAAAGCUAUACUUUACUCACAUUAUAGUUUGGGGAAUUGUUGGAAGGAAAACUUUCUAUUGACUUAUUCUUAAUAAACACUGUUUAGUAGUAUUUGAAACAUGGUAAUAACAACAAUGAUGAUAACAUUCGCAAAAAUGCCUUCUGAAGGUGGCAUUUUUAGAAGAUGAAAUGGUUUGUAUACAUAUGCAUAGGUCCACAGAUUUUUGGUUUGUCUUAUCAAAGCCAUUAUUUAGUUGUACUACUGACCCCACUCCCCCAUUCCACACCUCAUGGUGCCCCUUAUUCUGUUGUUGUUUUUUGAAGAAAGUGCAAGCAGUAACUCACUGCUGUUUUCUUCCAGUCUGCUGAAAAUCUUGAUCAUGUGGAAAGCUUAAGGUGAAUAGAGCCAAACAUGUACCUUUGAUUUCAGGAAAGCUGGAUUUAAUCAGCUCAGAGAAAUGCUAGGUAGGAUUCCAUGGCUAGAUAUACUAAUAAAGAAAGGAGCCCAAGACUUGUGGGAGUUCAUGAAGUGAAGAAGUUACUAAAGGCAAAUCACAAUUCUAAUGGGAGAAAAAUAUGAGGCAAAAUGUAAAGAGCUGAUGCUGCUGACCAAAAAGUUUGGUGAUGAACUAACCCCCCCCCCCCCCGAGACUUAGAAAAAAUGAAAGGAAGGAGAGGUCGUCACAGAGGGCAAAUACAGAUGCAUACCCAGACUUGUUAGGACAGUGUUAGGAAAACUGAGGCUGGCAUACUAUGUAAUGAAAUGGAUUGUAUGGUUUAAGGAAGAGGAAGGUAACCAGGCCUGCUUCAUUGUAAGGAUGAUGAAAUGUUAGUAUGUACCGGUAAUAAAGAGAAGGAUCUACUUUUGCCUCUUGUUUUCUCCUAAAAGGGGAACUGUAUGUGACCUUGCGACAGUAGUUAAGGGUCAGGAUUGCAAUUUAAGAUAGAAGAGGAAUUGGUCAGAAAACGCAGAAAAGAGGAAGAUUAGACUGCUUUUGCUACCAGGAAAGAUACUUGGAACAGAUUAGAUAGGGACAAAUUUGUAAGCAUAAAUCUUGACAAAACGCAGUGGUUAGUAGAAGCCAACAUAGAUUUGUCAAGCAUAAAUACUGAAGGGCUGUUACAUAGUUCUCUGCUAUCCCAGAGCAAGAGCAUAUAUAAUGGGCUUAAGUUACCAGAGUGUUGCAUGUUAAGUUAGACUUGGGUUGCAUGUUAGGAAAAACGUUUUAGUGGUAAGAACAUGAAACCAAUAAUCAGUUAUCUGGGGUAUAUGGUUGGGCUUUCUUUUGCUGGAGGUCUUCAAGUAGAGACUGGUCAUCUGUUGGGGAUGCCUUUGCUCUGGAUUUCCUGGAUCUAGCAGGGGGUUGGACUAGGUGGCCUAUGAAAUCCCUUUCUACUCUGAUUUGCAAAAGCCUUUCUGGAAGGAAAGAAACUUCAUGUCUUUCUUUCCUCUCUACUUAGGGAAAAUAACUAAUAUUCUCUCUCUUGCAAGAGAUGUAAAUAACAUCUCAUUCACUCUUUGGUACUCUUUGACCUGCAGAGAACUCUGGGAAUUGAGGACUCUCUGUGUUUCCUCUUGAUAUUCUUCUAUUUAUGGACAACCUGGGGUGGGAAUAUUUUUGUGCUGGGUGUUUGGUGCAGGGAUGCUUGCAACUGGCAAACAGGUGAGUGUAUUUAUGGAACCCUGUUUACAAAUUGGAAGCAUGCGGGGGGGGGGGUGUUGUUUUUUGUUUUGGUAAACUACAUAAACUUGCUAGAAUUUUUAAGAGGCAUGGUUUUAAUGCUCUCUUAUUUUGUAGAUAGUCUCUGUUGGCAAAAUGACUUUGUACAAAGUAGCAGAAGAAAGAGAAAAGUUGUUGUCUGUUCACUGACACCCCUUGACUACACCCUUUUCUUCUAACACUUUAAAACACCCACACCAUGUUCAAAAGAUUAUGUACUCUGUUGAUAUUUAGUCCAGAUCAGCUGCCUUUCACAGUUUUUGGUUUUGUCUUUUAACCACUAAUGCAGGUAGAAAUUAUUUUUCUGUGUGGAGCUUGUCCUGAAAGGAGUGGUUACUUGUCUUCUUCCUUCCUUUCCAGUUACCAUCUUUAUCAUUAGUUGUACAGGGUGUUUCAGCUUAACGUUAGAUUGUGGAUGUGUGCCCAUACAUUUUAAAAACACCAAUUUUGAGAUAUCCUACAUAUCUCAAUCCCAAAUACUAAGUUUAGAGCUUUAUAAUGUAUAAUAAUAAAGUACUUGGAUUUAUUCUAAAUGCAAUAGUAGCUACCAUGCAAGGCGCUGGGAGAUGUUGGAUAGUUUUUCACAUAGCAUGUGUUCCUGAGCACUAGAAGAUUCUGUUUCCAUCAGCCCGAUCCCCUUAGAGAGGAAGCAGACUCCCUCAUUCAGGGGUGGGAGUGCCUUGCAGUGUUCAACUAAUCAUUGGAGCAAUUGUGUUGUUUGCACACUACAAAGUAUUCUGCAAUUGAACAAAUGGUGUAAGUUUUGCUUUUGGGGAAUUUCAGUGUAGAUGAGUAAGAGGCAACAUGAAAUAAGCAUAUAAAAUUAUGCAUAGCACAUAGAAAGUCGAUAGAGGGAAAAAAUUCCCUCAUAAUGCCAGAAUUUUUCGAUAUCUAAUGAAGCUGAAUAUUGGAACUUUCAGGAAGAUUUUGAGUGGGGGGUGCAGAGGGAGGAGAGAAGCCCCAUUGUGUGAGUGAACACCUUGCAUUACAGUGGAUUUUAACCAAUGGAUAUUGGUAGAGAAAAUUUAGUAGGGCCUAACUGACAGUAAAUCACUGAUACCACAGAAUUAUAAAAUCAUAGAAUUCUAGAGUUGGAAGGGACCCCAUCAUUAUCCAUCUCCCUGCAUUACAGGAAUCUCAACUAGAUCAUACAUGACAGAUGGCUAUCCAACCUCUGCUUAAACACCUCCAAGGAAGGAGGGUCCACCACCCUUCAUGGGAAUCUGUUCCACAGUUGAACAGCUAAACUUUACAGGCAUGGCUAUUCCAUAAUCAGCCUGGAAUAUACCACAGUAUAAAAGUGACCUCCUUUAUUCAUCAGAUAAUACCUUAAUAUAGACAGAAAAUAGAGAGCUUUUUAUUUUAUUUUUCAAAAUUUUAAUCCUUUUCAUAUUUACCUAGAAGUCUGUUCCGUUGUGUGUGGAACUUGCUUCUAGAUAAGUGGACAUUAGUGGCUAGGGUUUCUGUUCCUUCUUGCUUCAUUAUUAUUUUUUUUUUUUUUUACUUAAGCUGGAAAUUUUGGCUGAAGAACCCAAAACACUGAAAUAUCGUAAAAAGACUUUCCACUUCCAUUCUCACAGUUGAAUUAAAUGCCAAAAAGAGUGAAAUGGAAAAGGGAGAGACAACUCUGGUCUUUCCUUUAUGAUACAACUUUCUAUUUUCCUAGUGACUUUGGAAAGCACAGAUCUUGGUUCCUCAUAGGAGUUUAUCUUGUUCCUGGUGACAAAAUUGAUCUGUGAUUAUUACAUAUGUUGGUGUUUUCAUUAACUGAAAUAUGGCCACUGGGUCUAAUAAGUUUUGCUAGUACCAAAGGUUAAAAGUUAAUUUUUCACAGAUCUAGCUAUUGUUGUUCUCCCUGUUUGUAGUAUGCAGAUUCCAGAUCUAUUAUAAUCUGAUGUUGGUGAGGCAAUCUUCCAGGUGCUUUCUGAAGUAUUAAUAAACCCCUCCUGGAAUGAUGUACUGUUUCAGCUAGCAAGUCUCUAAUUUGAACUAUAAUCCCAAAUUUAGACAGGUUUUAAAAAUGUAACUUUGUGGUUAUAAGAGCCUUUUCUCACAUGGCACAUCUUGUAUUUUAAAAACAUAUCUAGUGCAUAUCUGUUUUUAAAAACAGCUUCUCCCUAGACGGAAAAAAAGGAGUUAGAAUAUUAAUAGCUGCUUCGUAACAAUAUUGGUUCUGAUUUGAUAUUUUCCAUCUCUAGAUCAAGUGAAGCUAAAAUUGGCUUCUUUUGUUUUUCUUAUAUCCUUCAGUUGGUUCUGUUGAUAGAACUUCUCCCUUGAUUAAAAGUUUUCCUGAUUUUGUAUGUUUGUGUAUUCUGAUGCUGUGGCCUAGAUUUAGUUAAACUUGAUUUAAUUAUAUAAAUAUUGAACUUGGAUAGUAUUAAAGUGAUAAUCAAACUAGAUAUUUAAAGAGGAGGGAAUCCUUUUCUAAGGGGGCAUUUGCAGGUUUUAAGUACUGUUUGUGUAAUCAUAGAAUCUGUCCAAAUCUAUGAUGCUAUGAUUCUAAGUUGAAUUGUAGAGUUGGAAGGGAUCCCGAGGGUCAUCUAGUCCAGUACCCUGCAAGGCAGGAAUCUCAACUAGAUAAUACUUGACAGAUGACAAUCCAACAUUUGCUUUAAAACCUCCAAGAAAGGAGAGACCACCACCUCUCAUGGGAGUAUGUUCCACUGUCAAAACAGCGCUUAUUCUCAGAAAGUUCUUCUUGAUAUUUAGUCAGAAUCUCCUUUUUUGUAACUUGAAUCCAUUGGUUUGGGACUUGGCCCCUGAUGCCUUAUUGAUCAUGGGCACCUUUUUCAGCCAAUCAAAAUGGAUAUUUGAUUAACUGGAUAAUUACAUAUUGCAGCCUUGCUUUUGGUAACUAGAAAACUAACAUAUUGGGAUAAAGAUUAGACUAAAACAUAAAUGUGCUAGACAUUUUUUAUGGUAUUUCUUGCAGGCUGAAGUAAUACACGCUGAUCAAUCUUCUCAGUAAGAAGUAUGCCUGAGUUGUAAUGUGUUGACCCAGCUGGAUCAACCCCAAGGCUUUGACAUUUGUCCAAAUUAUUCUUCUCUUUUUUGGCAAGGUGUCACCUUGGUGUCAAGUCAUUUCCAGAUAUUUGGGAAUAGUACUUCCUACCAGUGUAUGACUGAAGGACAGAACAAUAAUAAUAGGCAGCCUAUUUACUAAUUAAUAAGAUUUGAAAAGAAGUGGUGUGGUAAUUACUCCUUUUCAAAGAGGUACUUAAAUGGAAACGAUGAAGGGAUCUUUCAGAGAUGAAGAAAAAUCGCUGUUUUGCUCAAAGAGCGUAUGAAAUGCUAUUGUUUAAAAAAAGCUAUUAAAGUAUGUCGAGAAUUGGAAGUCCUGGAAAGGAUAAAGUAAUGUAGAGUACAAAAACAAGGUACUUUAACAUUUCUAAUCACCCAUGCGUAGGACAAAUAAGGUUCAGGUAAUGAAGCUUUUCCCAAUGUGCUGCUCUCCUGUUGUUUUGGACUUCAAAUCCCUGCAAGCAUGGCAAAUGGUUAGGAAUGAUGAGAGCUGUAGCUCAUAAUGUCUGGAUGACACCAUACUGGGGAAGGCAACUUUGACCUCAAGCUGCAGAUACAUUGUUUGUUAUUAAGUUAUGUAUUUUUUUGUGUUUUUAUUGGUUUUUAUUGGUUUUUGUGUUUUUAUUGGUUUACAGAAUAAAACCAACUCUGUCUGAAGGGUGGUAUAUAAGCAAAACAAACAAACAAUAUAGGUAUUAAGUGGCAAUAUGGACAUAAAACAGUAAAUAGUCUAUUGCUUGUCUUCCUUGUUUUGCAUUUUGUUCUAGUAAGUAUUAGCAAUUAAAAAAGAAUUAGAACAUUCUUUUAAUUGGGACACUUAAUUCUCUGGGGCAAACAACUGUUGCAUUGAAGGUGACUGGUUUACUCUCUAACAUCUGUUUUGUGAAUUUGCAUGUUGAAUGAUGUCCAUUCAAGUGGUAGAUACACAAAUGCAGCCAACACAGAUUUUGAGGCUGUUACUGAUUAGAUGUUUGCAGGUAAAGACAAUCUCCCCAGCUUUGUGCAGUUCUACAAGAGGGUUCCACAAAUAAAUCAGUGGAUGGGUAUAAUUGCUAGCUGUGGAAGGAAAAGUUAAGAGUUUAAGUAGAUACUUUCUAGAGCAGACUAAUAGUUAAUCUAGUCCAGCAUCCACUUUCCCAUAGCUGCUAACCUAGUGCAUCUCUGUGCCUCACAGGUAGGGUAUGAAGGGAAUAGGGCACUGCCUUUGUUGCUCCACAACUGCUGAUACUCAGUGGCAUACUGCAUCUGAACAUGGAGGCCUGUCUUUGAUAGCUACCUUCCAUGUAUUUGUUUAAUACUCUUUACAAAAUAGCUUAACACUGGUCAUUACAGUGUCUUGUAGCAGUGACUUCAUUUAAUUUCUUACACACUGUGAGAAGAAAUUCUUUUUUUAUUUCCUGAAUCUCCACCAUUAAACUUCUUUGGAUGAUCCUAAGUUCAUCCAAGUUUUAAGAAGGUAGGAGACAAACUUACCUUGUUUUAUUUUGCCUACACAAAUCAUAAUUUUAAUAACUUUCAUCAUGCCCUCCCUUUAGGUUACUUUUUAAAAAUUAAUCUAAAUAUUAAUUUUAGCAAAGGUGCUCCAGUCCCAUGGAAAAAGACUUGUGGAAAUGAAGUAUAUAUAAUUAGCAAGAAUGCCUAUAUUGAGAAACAAUCCCUUGGGCCUGUGGGACCUCCUGUAGAAGAGUAAUGCUUGAAAACAGCCUCCCUAAUUGCAUUUGGUUUUCCAGCACUCAGAUCUUACAAUAUGCAUCCAUCCAUGUGCUAUAAAGUCCAGAGGUCCUUUACCUUUACCUUUACUAUUACAAAGCUUAUAGUAGAGGCUUGCUAUUUGUUUUGAAUUAGUAUGGGUAAUUUUGCAGCCUCUGUCACUAUGGCUGUUUUGUCCAGGGCCACCAUAUAGGCAGUGUUGUUUCUGUCUCCUUUCUUAGGCCUAUCUUUGUAGACCCUUCAUACUUAACCUCUCAAUAUGGCUCCCUGAUUAUGGGUUUUCCUCCAAUUGGAGAUACAUCUUCAGGUGAUGAAAAGACAUCAGACGGAAUUGAAGCAUCUGCUCCACCUGGCCUUCAGAGGUUUAUGAGAUGGUCACAUCAGUACUGCAUAAUGAUAAUCUAAGCUGCUGGUGGUUAUUUUUUAUCAUAGUUAUGACAAUUAUAGUUGUAUUGUUUCUUGUUUUGGGGGGACAGUUCUGUGGUUUAUUGUAUAUUAUUCAUUGCCUGGGGAACUUUUAUUGAAACUUGGUUUACACUAAUAAUAAUAAAAAAUAUUUGCUACGUGCAUUUCAAAAAGUGCUUUGCAACUAAAGCAUUGAGUUCUGCUUUUCACACACCUGCUUCUAUGAGAAGUUAUUUCCACAUAAGUAAUAUGAAAAAUCUGCCAGCUGCUGUGUUUCCUAAUUCAAGGUCUUGCGAGUUCAUCCAUUAGAUACCUAAUCUGCUUAACAUAGCUAAAUCAGUAAGGGAGCUCUGUAUAUAAUAAGGACAUUAGUCUGUUACAUAAAAGGAGUGGAAUUCUUUACUUUUUUGUUUCACUUGAGAAAUAUGAUUUUAACGUGCAGGUAUGGUAAUUUUAAAUUGAAAUAUACUUUUUUUGCAAUUUGGCUCUUAGAUUAGGUUUGCAGGAUGCUAACAGUUUCCCAGUGUAAUUCUUUAUCUUUCGGAAUAUGACAUAACCAUUUUAUUUGGCACCUGUGGUGUUUAGGAAAGAAUGAAUAAUGUGAAUCCUCAUUGUGACCAUUUAUCAACAUAUUUCCUCAGAUUUGUCUAUCUCUAUAGUAUACUCUUGCAUAUUGUUUCUCCCUUGCCUUUGUUGAAUAGCUAACCAUCUUUAUUAGAGCUUCUGUAACAUUUCCGCAUCACAGAUACAACAGUAAAAGGUAAUUAUUGUGCGGAACAAUUGUUAAUAUUUUCAAGUAAACUCUAGGUAACUGGAGAAUAUUCUUUCUGGGAACCAUUAUGUUAAUCCUCUAUCUUCCUGCAUUCUAAAAAUUGCCAGUGUAUAUUUCAGAAAGCAUAAGUUAAAAAUAUAGUUUACGUUUUUUACUUUGAGACAGUUCUUUAUCAUAGAAAUUAAACUGAACAUAAUUGGUCUCUGUUAUAAUGUGAUUCUUGCGAUGAUGCCUUGGACAUCAGAUGAGCUCGUGUGAUGGCACAGAACAUUCUAACUCCUCAGAGAACCAAGAACUUGGCAACAAAAGGUUCACUGUCUAAGUUAUAGAAAGGAAUACUUGUCUGUCUGGGUAUAGAACCCCAUAGACUUUAUUGAAAGAAAAGCUGUAUGGGGUGAGCUAAGCUGACUGGGAGAAGGCCUGGGAAGAUAGGGAAUGUAUGAAGUAGAGUGCCCAGAGGCUAGGCAAAUGAAGAAAAGGGUGAAAUAUAUGAUCCUGAGGGAAAGGCAAGUAUAGGAGCCAAGAGGCCAAAGGAAAAGCAUGGGGGAUGUGGGUGAGGGAGCCAAGAGGUCAUGGGGUGCCAGAUCUAUGUCCUGAGAGGACUCCUGUGGCUUUGAGAACUGCAUUGAAGUGAGAAUUCUGCCAGUUACUGCUUAUAGUCACUGCAGCAUUUUAAAUUGAGAUGGCAAAAGCAGUAAUGGAGUACUUGAUUUUACUUCACAUCUUUGUCACAACACAUCUUUUAAAACUGGGGAAAUAUUCCUUAUUGUCUGUGAGGGGCAACUGCAUAUCUCAUGCAAAUAUGUGUUCUUAAAAAUGAAAAGCACCCUCUGAAAUCUGACUGGGGUGUGUUUGUGUAUGUACUUAACCCCUUUCCCUGCCAGCCAUCUACUCCAAAUCGUAUCUUCCUCCAAACUUAUUUUCCACCAUGGAAGUGUGAGUAGCAAUGCCUAAGUACUCUUGUAAACUUUUAUAUGGAACCUUUCAAAGAGGGAAAGCUGCUGGAGGGGUGUGUGUGUGGAGAUUUUGUAAUAAUUCUGUUUUAAACUUCCCCCACUUCUCCGCUCAAAACAGCAGCUCCUUGUGGCUGCUUCUUUCCUCCCCACAUAAGGCCCUGUUCGCAUGCAUUUGUGUAUGUACUUUUUAGGGCUGUUUCAAAUUUCUUCCUACAUUUGUUCUUAUGACAGUAAUGGGACGAUAGUAUUUUCAUAACUUGAAAGUAGUCAGACGAACGUUUAGAAGAUACAUUCAGCAAACCUCCAAACUUCUGUUCAGCAGAAACAUCUUUGUAACUCGAUAAUGGUCAGGGAUGUCAGUCAAGGACACAGAUCAUUUUACUAUAUGUUUCUUAAAGAUUGUGUGAAAGAAGAAGUAACAAGAGUCUAUUUUAAGUUUUAUGUGUUUUUACAUACUGCUUCUGCAAUGUUUCCUCACUAUGGUAGGAUAUAUAAGCAGCUAGCCAACAGUUAAUAACUGCAAUAACUGUUAUUAUAGCCUGAUUUUAUUCCUGUUAUCCUGGGAAUAAACACCACUAAAUUCAUUGGGACACAUGCAUUCAAUUUUUAGCCUUUCGUUAAAGUUAAAUUGGCAGCACUAAAUUACUGUUUUCGAUGACAUAUUUUAAGAAUUCAACAACUUAAGAGGUUUUCAAAGGUGUUGUGUGUUGAAAAUAUGAGACAGAAUAGUGGAAAGUUUAAUGCUGAAUCUCUGUCUCAAAAGGAUAAGAGAAAUCAUUUUAUUUUUAUAGUCUGAUGAUGGCAAGCAUCUUUCCUGGUGGCAGCUAAAAAUAACAGAUAUAUUUAGGAAGCUAUGCUUGUUUAUAUAAUGAUGUUGGCACACAUUACUGAAGUUUUAACUGGUCAUACCUUAGAAAUUAAAAAUGAAAGCAAUCAUAAGUACAUUUAAUUAAGAAGCUCUAUUUAACUCAGAACUUUCUGAGUAUAACGUUCAUGUAUAAAUAAAUAUGAAGAGGAUUGCGCAACAUCUGUCUUAUGUAUUCGCUAGAGGGACUUCCAAAGCAGGUCAGGCAGUGUAGUUUAGUGGGUAGUGUUGGACUAGGGCUGGAGAGAUUCUUUUCAUAUUCUACUCUGCCAUGAAGCUCAUUCUGUGACCUUGGACCAGUUAUUGUAUUGAGGUCUAACUUACAUCACAGGGUUGUUUUGACUAUAAAAUACGUUAGUUCAAGCGCACCAGUCUGAUCACUUUGGAAGGAUGGGAUAAAAAUGCAAUAAUAAGCUAUAGAUUGUUAUUCUAUUUAAGAUAGUGCUUGAUUGAAGUAUUCAGCCCUACCCAGUUUUGUAGGGUUGGCAGAUGGUAGCUGGGUUAACCUCUUCCCAAAAUUGUAUUAAUCUUCUAGGAGGGUGGGCAAAUUUAAAGAAUUUUCAAGUUGGUGAAAAUUGAAGUUGAUGACAAAGACUAACCAUUUGUCAUCCUCUUCAGGGGUGGUGCCGCACUCACCAUGACAAGUGGAUUUGUCGAAGCCUGCUUAUUCUUGAAGCAAUCAUGUAUUUAUAUAACAUAUUAUUGACACACAUUACUGAAGUUUUGACUGGUCGUAUCUUACAAAUUUAAAAGGAGCGCUACAGUUCAGCUAAACCUAGCUGUAGAACAGGUUCUGUAUCUUUUGCUGGUGGAAAAUGGAUCUGCCUAAAGUUGCAAAUCUUCUUUCUCUCAAGAAAAUCCAAUUUUAAAUUAUGCUGAGCUUGAGAAUUGUUUUAAAUUGAAUUCACAAGCUGCUUCAUGGGGACAGUUAUUUAUUUUGUAGAGUUCCGUAUUGAAAAACAUGCCAAAUUCCAUUCUGCUCUCUUUGCUUUUAAACUUAAAUAAUAUGCAAUGGGUAUCUUGACAAGGUUCUGUAAACUGCAUUGUGAAUGCAGACAAACAUCUGCAUGUUUGAGUAGAGCACUGUAGUUCUGCAGCACUGGUGAAAUUUUUAUCUGCAGCAAAUGUAGCCAUAUGAUCAGUUAUCAGAUCUGCAGGGUGUAAAAUGUAUUGCAAUAGUUAUAUUGUAUAUGCUAGGCCAUAGUAGAAGUCUGUGUUAUAAACUUACUGUCUUGGUAAUAGUGUAUAAACAUUAGCUUCUAACAAAAAUAACUUGUACUGAUUAUUUCCAGUACAAGUUUGCUUUUCGGAAAACACUAUCCCACAUGAUAAGGAGGAAAUUGUUCUGAAUGGCAUAAUAAAAUGAUACCAUUGUAAAAUUUGUUAGUCUUUAAGUCUAACACAGCUGUCCCUCUGGAUAUCAUAAGGGUUUGUUGUGCAAUCCUGUCAUUUGAUAUUCCCCUUGUCAUAGAGGUCAGUGAAAGGACACACAUAAACUCAUAAUUUCAGUGGCACAACAUUGACAGAUAGUUCUGAUUAGAAUGUGUUAGGAGUUAUUUUAUUUCUUUAUGCUGUUCCUGUUGAGAAAACUAUUUUUCAGCAGUUAUUCCAAUACUAGCAUGCUAGUAUUGUAUCCAUUAAGAUACUAGCAUGCUAGUUUCUGCAUCCAUUAACAUUUUAUGUAUGCAAAGGUGAGCAAAUUAAUGUGAACUCCGCUUAGAAGGAUAGAAGUCUAUAGUAAUUUUAUCUUGGCAUUUACUUGGCUGCAUCUGGUUGUAACAAUAAGCUAUGGUUAAAAACUGGAUUUAUCAUUACAUGAACAAGCCCAGGUGAAACUCAGCUUGUGUACUCCUUGCUCAACUGCCUGUUCAGUUCUAAAGAGAAUAGAAGCUUUCACUUUCAUUUUUAACUAACCACAGGUGGUUGUUGUUGUUGUUGUUAUAUUUAAAAAACCCAAUUUCAUACUGCCCAUUAGGUGACAGAAUCCUAGGGCAGUUUACAAUUGCACAUUAAAACAGCAAUAAAACAAAUUCUAAAUCAGUCUUCCAAAUAAUUAAUACAGCUACACAAUUAAAAUGAGAUGUAUAGCUGCAGUAAACUGAUUGCUUUUCUUGUGGCUGAUCUCAUCCAGAGAUUCUGUUUUGUUCAGUAUUCUAUGAAGGUCUGGCAAAACGCUGUCUGGAUGGCACCAGAAUUACAGUAGUGAAGGUACAUUAUGCACCUUUCAGAGGGGGCAGUUCAAUAAAUGUGUGCACUACAGAGAAAGCCCUCUCUAGAAUCACUGCUGAGCUAAGCUUUCAAUGAGAUCCAAUGGCUCAGGCAGGCUGAUAUAGGCAGAAGCACUCCUUCAAGUAUUUGGGUUCCAAGUUCUUUAGGACUUAUAGGCAGACGUCUGAGGCCCAGGGCAUGAAUUUUGUUAGAACAAAUUUAUAAACUCAAAAAAGCAGCCAGUCCCUAGUCCCUCUGAGGCCCAGAGCAAGUGUACCCGGCUGCUUCUACUUCUGCACAAGCCUGCUUAUAAGCUAACAAACACCCUGAAUUGAUCCCAGUAACAUUUGGCAAUAAGUGCAACACCACUUAGAAUCCUUGCAGCUCUAUUUUACACUAGCUGCAGCUUUCAAGUAUUCAAGGGCAGUCUCUUGUAGAACAUGUUAGAGUAAUCUAAUUAGAAGGUUACUAGGGCAUGGGCUGCUAGGCUAUCCUGGUCUAGGAAUGACCAUAGCUGGCAAACUAGCCAUAAAUGCUGAUAGACACUCUUAGCCAUUGAAGCCACACACACCAGCACCUAUACCAUCUGACUUAUGGAAAAAUAGAGUCACGUUUCAUCAGUAUAUUGGUGAUGCUAUGCUCCAUACUUCCUCAAUAGCUCUCACCAUGGUUUCAUUAAACAGCAGUGGGAACAGAAUAAAACCCUGCAGGACUCUUCUGCUUAACUGUCAAGGCACCUAGAAGUAGUCCCCCAAUGUUUAUUGUCUGGAGACAGCCCUGCUGGAAAAACACCCACCAUAUCACAGUGCCUCCAAUCCUCAACCUCCAAAGGGACACUUAGGGUCAGUGGUAUCAAAAAGCUUUUGAGAGACAAAUGAGGUUGCACACUCUCUGUCUCUCUCAUAAUAAGUCAUCAACCAGGGCAAUUUUAGUGCCGAACCAUGACUAGAGUGGGUCUGAACCAAACUAAACUGUGGUUAGUCUUAAAGAUAGAUUACUGAAACAAGCCAACUUCAAACCAUAGAGUAUAAAGAAUAAGGUGUCUUGAGGAGGCAAGCCAUAUGCAACUUGUUACUCAGUAAAAACUGAACUUCUGUGGAUAACUUGGAAACUUUGUCUGAGCCUCUGGAACUUCCAGGCCCAACGGAUAUUUUAGGGAUCCCAAAAUAUAUUGAUGGAAGAAACAGAUAUUUGCAAAUCAUUAAUUUAUAACAUGAAUAGGCUGGCUGACUUUAGUUUCAGUAGGGUAAAAAGUGGCUUUUGCUGUUGCAACAAAAACCAGCCUCAACAUCUGGCGAUAGGGACAUGGCCAUUCAGUUCCAAUCCGCAUGUCAGGCAAAUACUUUAUUGCAGGGAUUGGCAAACAGUGGUCCACAGUGUGUCUGUGAAGAACACUUAAUAUUUGAGUUUUUUGAACUUCUAUGUAUUCAAAUUGUAAUACAAUAAAAUAUAAUACAGUGGUACCUCGGGUUAAGAACUUAAUUCGUUCUGUAGGUCCAUUCUUAACCUGAAACUGUUCUUAACCUGAAGCACCACUUUAGCUAAUGGGGCCUCCUGCUGCUGCCACGCCGCCGGAGCACGAUUUCCGUUCUCAUCCUGAAGCAAAUUUCUUAACCCGAGGUACUAUUUGUGGGUUAGCAGAGUCUGUAACCUGAAGCGUCUGUAACCUGAAGCGUCUGUAACCUGAGGUACCACUGUAUAAGAAAUUAAAAAGUAAUAAAAAUACAAUUAAAAAUGAUACAGCACCUAGCACAGCACAUUACAAUUUCUACAACAGACAGAAUAAACAUCAAAUGGUCCAACAAGACGCUCAGCAAUUUUCAAGUGACCUAUGGGGGGAAAGUUUGGGAAGAGGGUAGGGGCUGGGUAGAUUAAUUUUAAUCAGUGACUUAAAUUGGCAAGAAAAAAGACUGUUUUAAAUCAAGUUUCCAAUUGAUAACUUUCAUAUAUUUCUUAAACAAAUCUGACAAAAUCAUGUUAAUUUUCAAUUCAACAUACAGUGGUACCUCGGGUUAAGUACUUAAUUCGUUCCGGAGGUCCAUUCUUAACCUGAAACUGUUCUUAACCUGAAGCAACACUUUAGCUAAUGGGGCCUGCUGCUGCUGCUGCGCCGCCGGAGCACGAUUUCUGUUCUCAUCCUGAAGAAAAGUUCUUAACCCGAGGUACUAUUUCUGUAAUCUGAAGUGUAUGUAACCUGAAGCAUAUGUAACCCGAGGUACCACUGUAUUGUAUAGUGUUACUUACGCAGUUGCUUUGUUCUUACAAUCAGACCUUUCAUCUCUUCGUUGCAGUGUGUAAAUUUUGUAUGCUUUUUUCACCUAUGGGGGAAAGUUUUUAACCUAUUUAUACAUAUAUUUUGACUAGGUUCAAGCCGUUUUUUCCAUUUCAAGUUGUGCCACCUGAAGAAUUUAGAGAUUGGAAUCUCAGUAUACAAAAUUUUUCACUAACUGAAGGACGACUGAAAGUUUCCUUAAUAGAAUGUUCAAGGUAUGUUCUUGGUACUCUCUGCAUGUCUGGUUUCACUGAAUGUCUUCCAUUGGAUUUCCCUUGUGGAUUGUGGAAUGGGACUGUAGCUCUUAAAAAUAAAAUGAGUUUGUUAACCAACACUAUUUAAAAUUAAUUCCUAAAUAUGUGUUCCUUUACAUUAGUUUGCUUUUCUCUGCUAAUUACAAAGUCGAUUAGGAGCUGUUGCUCGCAGCUUCUAUUAGCACAUUUUCUUCUUCUUCUUUUUUUGUAUCUUCUUUUUUUUUUGUAUCUUCGAAAAUGUAUUUCAAAUGAAGAAUACCUUUUUUCAUUUUGUUGGUGUUCUAAAUGGAGUAGGAAUAGACUGUAACUGUAACACUGCUUCAUGCAUAAGUAUUAAUGGUGCAAUCAAGUGCUUGCUGUGUUCAGUGUGGUUUACUGCCAUGUAAAUUUGUAUAGAAGUACUGCCUUAGCACUUCUUGAGCAAAAAUGAGUAACUCUGUCAAGCAGAUCUUUAGAUAGCAAUUCAAAUUUAAAAUGUAUUGUCAACCCUUAAAACUCAUGACAAUUGCAAUUACUGAUCUGGUGUACUGAAAUCUAAGGGUGGUUGAUUUGGAGGCCGGGGAUGAUUAGCUUUUUGUUAUGAGCACAGCUUUGUUUAGUGGGUUCUAUAACAGAACAAAUAUUCAGAGUACUUGUUGACAGUUGCACUUAGAACAUCAAGUUUAUAAUACUAAUAGCUCCCUGCCUCUGAUAUCUGCAAGGUUUUAAUUGUUGAAAGAUUCUAAAAACAGAACCGAUGAUAGGAGCUGUCAAGCAGAUGAAAUACAGAUGAUUCUCUUGACAGAGUAAUGUAAAGUAUAACAUCAAAAUAGCAGACAGCAGUAUAUGAAUUACAUUUUAUCCGCUGGUAUUUUAAUAUUUUAGUGUGCAAGACAAAUCCGUCCUCCUUGCUGAUGAGUCCUUGCAGAGCUACAGCCCAGCAGCUCAUGGCAAUGGGAUUGAGAAGGACUAUUGGGCCUGAUCCUUUUGCCAGCUCUAGGCUGUAGACUGUGCAUGAUGCUGUUGUGAUAUGGUAGUUAGACUUACUUGGGAUCUGGUAGAUCCUGGUCCGGCUUUUAAAUAUGAUCAUUAUUUUUUCUUCCUAUCACACCACUUCUGUGAUGGUGUUAGGUGUGCAUGCCAGAAUAUGGAAGCAUGCAUGUCUUGAGUACUAGGCUGUUAAUACAAAAUUGAUCAAUUAAAAUAUGAUCAAUUUUCUUCAUUCUUUAUCACUGUUACAUAUGUAGUAAUAGUGCAAGAUUCAACUUUCUGCCUACUUCAGUGUGCAUGUUAAGUUUUUGAGAAAUUGAGAAACUGCAUCUGAACAAGUUCAUGUAUCCUCCUUUCCCACUAGAGGGGGCAAGUGCUUUAUAAAACUUCUGAUGUUACUUGUGCUACAUUUGUCAAGUAGAAUCAUGUGGGCUUAGCUAUACAUUCAAGUUAUUUAAUAUUUUAAGCAGUUCCUUAAUAUGGGCAAAUGUUAAACCAAUUACAAACAAUGAAUGAUGGCUUAAAAUAUAUGUUUGUGUUAAUGCUACUGAUAUUCUUGUGUUGCAGAUUACUUAUUUUUGGAUCCUAUGAGAGAGAAGUAUCUAUUCAUUGCACAUUUGAAUUGGGUGAAAAAGUUUGGGAAGAAAAAGAAAGAUCUUUUAUCAAGACGGUAAAUUAUAUAUGUGCUAUUUUAUAUUAUUUUUAUGUGAUGGCUCAUAUUUCCCCUCAUUUCACUUAAUAACUUGACAAGCAAGCACAAUUGAAUACAAAGUACUCACUUCUUGUCUCUAUCUAAGAAGUUCAUGAGAUAAGACCAAUAGGAAACCCCUCCACCUUUAAGAAUAUGCACAUGAAGUAGCUAUGUAACCUUUUACCCAAUUACAUCAAAAAUUUUGUUUAAAUAAAUAGCACUGAAAUAUUACUAUGAAUACAGUGUAUCAGAAUAUUAAGGGCAGGAUCUAUUCCUCACACACUCACCUACGCCGCUCCCCACAUUCUUUGAGAGAGAUUUCUGUAGAUCCCAAUGGAAAUCUCCCCUGUCAAUUCUUGGGCCAGCUAAUGGACAUAAGGAUUGGCCCUUGUGCUCUUCCUGUACAUAUAUACAGUUGUUGUUUUCCUCCCUGGGCCCCUGGCCUUCAAAUUACAGUCAUACCUUGGAAGUCAAAUGGAAUCCAUUCCGGAAGUCAGUUCGACUUCCAAAAUGUUUGAAAACCAAAAUGCGGCUUCUGGUUGGCUUCUAAAAGCUCCUGCAGCCAAUCGGAAACAGCGUUAGCCCUAUCGGACAUUCAGCUUCCAAAAGUAGUUCGCAAACUGGAACAGUCACUUCUGGGUUUGCGGCAUUGAGGAGCCAAAACAUUCGGGAACUAAGCUGUUGGACUUCCAAGGUACAAUUGUGCUUGAAUCCCAAUCUUUAGUGGUGGGCAGAAGUCCAAGGGAAAUAAGCAACACUUGGUGAAAGUGCGGGAGUCGCAUUGGUCUCCCUAUUCUGUGUAUCAGCUCCUUUUUGCACAGAGGGCCAGUAAGGGGAAGCAAUCUAAAUACAUCUGGAGGUUUCUGCAGGAUUUCUUUUGCAAAUAAAUACCACCUGCCCACAACCCAAUUGCGUACUUUGUAAAUAUGUGUUUCUUCCCUUAACAUACAUAGUAGUUACAUACAUUUCAGCACCAGAUGGCAGUAUUACUACACAUAUAACUAGACAGCAGAGUAGGAAUUAGACCAGCAGGAAAGAGAGAACUGUGUUUUAAAAGAAGUUAAAAACUGAUUAUGAUGUGUGUGUUGUGUUUUAACCUACAAGAUGUUUAUUCUUGACAUUAUGGUGAUACCAGAAACCAAUUACUCAAAUUGAAAAAAUGUUUAAAACCAGGGUGGAUUUGAUUUAAAUCGAAUCGAUUUAAAUAACGAUUUAAAUCACUAGUCAGCAAGGCUUGAUUUAAAUCAUUUUUUACAGAAAGGUUCAACCCUGCUGGCAUCCUCUUAAUAUUUACAACCAGAGGAAGGUUUCAUUUUUGGAAUAAUAAAUGUUCAGCGUAGUUUUUACAGUUACAUCAAAAAAUUACUGAUUUGGUUAUACCUAUCAGAAAUACAUAGAUAAUUAUGAAAUUAUUGUUUAUAUUUGGACAACUUUUCUGCUGUACUUUAUUGGAAGGAGAAAAAUAAUCAUUUCCUUAAUAACAAUUUAAACAAUUUAUUUAACUAAAACAAUAACAUUAUAGCAUAUGUAUCUAUGUUUGUUAACCGAUGUGGUUAAACAAUUAAAAAAACACCUUAGACUGAGUUUUAGCACACAUGAAAAACUUGAAACAAAUCCUCAUUUCCUGAUGAAUAGCCUUUGGGCUAUAAUGUAACUUAAAUAGAAAACUAUCUUUAGAAAGAUUUUUUCUCCAAAAGCAUUUUAUUUUAAAAAUCCAAUUUAAUUUUUUUAAAAAACUUAUUUUUAAAUUAUUAUUUUUUAAAAAAAACUUUGAUUUUUAUCCACCCUGUUUAAAACUUACUCAAGCUGCUAGUGAAAAUACUCAGAUUCUCCUUUACGAGCAGAACAAUAGUCUGGAACAUGAGUUGGCAGGGGACAAGAUUAAGUUUGCAAGGAAGAGAGACUUCAAGCUAGAUGAGUACUGUUUAAGGAAAUAUUUUAUGUGUGGUGACAUCAGUCAGGAGAGAGACAGAGGAAAUGUGUCCUUGUUACUUCUCUUUGACCUCUCAGUGGCUUUUGAUAACAUUUGGGCAUGGUAUCCUUCUGGAGCAGCUCUCUGAGUUAGGGGUGGCACCACUUUGCAGUGGCUCUGGUCCUACUUGGAUGGUUGUGUCCAGAAGGUGGUGCAUGGAAAGUAUGUUGUCAGCAAUAUGCUGAUGACACACAGCUCUACUUUUCCUUUACUUUUGUGGAUGUGGCAGUGGAUUUGCUAGACUGUUGUCUUUCCUUGUUAAUGGACUGGAUGAGAGCCAAGAAACUGAAGUUCAAUCCAGAUAUGACAGAGGCAUUGUUAGUGGGUGGUUCCCUGGACCGGAUGGAUGGGAAAUUGCCUGCUCUUGAUGGGGUUACACUCCCUUUGAAGGAGUUGGUAUGUAGCUUGGGGGUACGCCUGGAUCCUUUGCUGUCACUUGAGGCUCAGGUGGCCUUAGUGGCAUGGAGCACCUUCCAACAGCUUCGCCUGGUGGCCCAGCUGCGCUCCUGUCUGGGCAGAUAUAGCCUAAUUUCUGUUGUCUAUGCUAUGGUAACCUCUAGUUUACAUUACUGGAACGCAUCAUAGGUGGGGCUGCCUCUGAAGAUGGUUUGGAAACUUCAGGUGGUGCAGUUUGGCGGCCAGGUUGCUCACUGGGGCAAGACAGUUUGAGCAUAUUACACUGAUCCUGGCUCGACAAUUACAGUGGUGCCUCGCAAGACGAAAUUAAUUUGUUCCGCGAGUUUUUUCGUCUAGCGAAUUUUUCGUCUUGCGAAGCACGGUUUCCCAUAGGAAUGCAUUGAAAUUCAAUUAAUGCGUUCCUAUGGUCAAAAAAAGUCCAAACAAAGCCAAAUUUGGUACAACAAGAGUUUAUUAACUGCUCUUUAAAGUCACACAUACUUUAAAGAGCAUCUCAAAACUUGAAGGAACAAUAAAUUAAGUUUCUAAACAUGACAGGAACAACAUUUAAAAAUCAAAAAGGGUACAUUACAUUUUCUAAGACUCUGGGGACCACUCGAAGAAGGUUCCUCUUCCACUCUUUGCUUCUUGCUGAGGAACCUGUCCAUGGUCUGCUGCUUCAUCCGCCUUUUCAGCAGCUCCCUGAGAGGCAACAUGACCGUCGUAUCAAAAAUGUUCGCUUGGUCAUGUGCCACGUGCUUGUCAGGGUGGUGCCGCUCUGCAAAAGCCUGCACCUCCUUCCACUUCUGGCAAAUGUCCCUCAGUUCUUUGGAGGACAGCCGUUCCUCAGUUGCUUCCUCCUCUUCCAGCGAGGCCUGCUCCUGCGCAACCUCUGACUGCAGUUCAACCAGCUCCUGGGUGGUCAGCUCGUGGUCGUGCUCCUCCACCAGCUCGCAGACGUCCUCCUCUGUGACCUCCAGGCCCAUGGUCCUCCCCAAGGCAACAAUGUCCUGCACCACUGUCGACUCUGGUGCAUCAGAGUCACUUGGUGCCACACAGUCCGGCCACAGGCUGCGCCAAGCGCAAUUCAAAUUCCUCUGGCUGAUCCCCUUCCAGGCCGUGGUGAUCAUCUUCAAGCAGGUGACGAUGUCGAAGUGGUCCUUCCAGAAUUCCCGCAGGGUGAUGGUGGUGCAAUCAGUCACCUCGAAGCAUCGCCUGAAAAGCUCCUUGGUGUAGAGUUUCUUGAAAUUGGCGAUGACCUGCUGAUCCAUCGGCUGGAGCAGUGGCGUGGUGUUAGGCGGCAGGAACAUGAUGUUGAUGAAGCUGAACUCCUCCAACAAGUCCACCUCAAGGCCUUUAGGAUGAGCAGGAGCAUUGUCCAUCAGAAGCAAAGCCUUCAGCGGCAGGUCGUUGUCCAGCAGGUACUGUUUGACAGCAGGGCCAAAGGCAAGAUUGACCCAGUCCACAAACAGCACACGUGUGACCCAAGCCUUGCUGUUGGAUCGCCACAUGACACUCAGCCGCUCCUUGUCGACCUUGUGUUUCUUGAAGGCCCGUGGGUUCUCCGAGUGGUACACCAGCAGGGGCUUGAUCUUCAGGUCGCCGCUUGCGUUGGCACAGAAGAGCAGGGUCAGACGGUCCUUCAUGGGCUUGUGGCCAGGCAACUUGGCCUCCUCCUGUGUGAGGAAAGUCCUUUUGGGCAUCCUCUUCCAAAACAGCCCGGUCUCGUCGCAGUUGAAGACCUGCUGUGGAGCGUAGCCCUCCGUCUUCACAACCUCCAGGAACUCCAAGGCAAAGUCUUCAGCCGCAGGAACAUCAGAACUGGCAGCCUCUCCAUGCCUGACCACGCUGUGGAUUCCGGAUCUUGCCUUGAACCGGUCAAACCAGCCUCUGCUUGCCUUGAAGACUUCUGGCUCGGCCGAGGUUCCUGGCUGUUCCCGGAUGAGGUCUGCGUGCAAGGCCUUGGCCUUCUCACAAAUGACGGCCUCAGUCACUGUGUCCCCUGCACGCUGCUUCUCUUCUAACCAGAUGAGCAGCAACUUCUCGACCUCCUCCAGAACAGCUGGGCGGUUCUUCACGAUCCUGGUGACUCCCUUGGCUGCAUCAGUCGCAAGGAUCUUCUCUCUCAUCUUCAGGAUGGUCUCGAUGGUCGAUGGGUUCCUGCCAUACUCCCUGGCGAGGUCCGUCACACGCAUUCCACCGUCGUGCUUCCGGAUGAUCUCCUUCUUCAUCUCCAGCGUCACCUUCUCCUUCUUCCUCUCGCCGGCCUCCGCAGCAGCAGCCUUCUUGGGUCCCAUGGCAGCACAGCUGUUACCUUUGUAAACUCAGAAAAAGAAAAAAAAAAUCAGCAAUUCAAACCCAGAACCAAGUCCUUGAAUUCCAAACACCCAACCCAAAAUCCAAAAACCCCAAAAAAGUUUUAAAAGUUUAACUUACGAAAUGGCUGCAAAUCACCAAAGUCUUCAAAAUCCUCAAAUGGCUGCAAAAGAAGUUUUGGGAAAGCUUUAAAAAUCACCAAAGUCUUCAAAAACCUCAACUGUUCCCCCAGCCCCUCCCCAACUGUUGCAAACCCCUCCCCAACUGUUGCAAACCCCUCCUCAACUGUUCCCCCAGCCACCCAGCACACAGAAAUUCAAAACCCAGAAAAUUUUUCAAAAUAAUACAACAUGGCCCAAUGGUUACAGAAAACCAUAAAAAUUCAAAAAAAAGCACACAAGCUCCCAGAUUCCUGCAAACCCCUCCCCAGCUGUUCCCCCAGCCACCCAGCACACAGAAAUUUAAAACCCAGAAUUUUUUUUCAAAAAAAAACAACAUGGCCCAAUGGUCACAAAAAAUCAUAAAAAUUCAAAAAAACCCACACAAGCUCCCAGAUUCUUGCAAACCCCUCCCCAGCUGUUCCCCCAGCCACCCAGCACACAGAAAUUUAAAACCCAGAAAUUUUUUUCAAAAAAAAACAACAUGGCCCAAUGGUCACAAAAAAAAUCAUAAAAAUUCAAAAAAAACCACACAAGCUCCCAGAUUCUUGCAAACACCUCCCCAGCUGUUCCCCCAUCCACCCAGCACACAGAAAUUCAAAAAUUCAAAGCCAGAUUUUUUUUAAAAAAAAAAAUAAACAUGACCCAAUGGUCACAGAAAAUCAUAAAAAUGCAGAAAAAAACCACACAAGCUCCCAGAUUCUUGCAAACCCCUCCCCAACACCAAGUCCUUGAAUUCUAAACACCCCAACCCAAAAUCCAAAAAACCCAAAAAAGUUUCAAAAGUUUAACUUACCAAACAGCUGCAGAAGAAGUUUUGGAAAAGCUUCAAAAAUCCAGCAAACUCUUUAAAAAGCUCAGAAAGGCCACCACACCGCGUGCAAUGUGUUGCUCCUCGAGGUCAAGUCGCAACUGCACCUCUUCCAGCAAUGCACCCUGGGUUUUAACGGUUUUACGAAAAAGGAAACAAACUUGCAAGACGUUUUCGUCUUGCGAAGCAAGCCCAUAGGGACAUUCGUCUUGCGAAGCAACUCGAAAACGAAGAAACCUUUCGUCUUGCGAGUUUUUCGUCUUGCGAGGCGUUCAUCUUGCGGGGCACCACUGUAGUUUUGUGUCCCGGUGAAAGUGCUGGUUUUCACCUAUAAAGCCUUAAAUGGCUCAGGAUUGCAAUACCUGAAGGACCGCCUCUCCCCAUAUGAACUGACCAAGACCCAGUGAUCAUCAUCUGAGGCCCCUUCUUUGUGUGCUGCGAGGGUGGCAACACGAGAAAGGAGCCUUAUCUGUGGUGGCAAAGCCAGUGACAACGCUGUAGAGAGAGGUAGGAUAUCUUACACAGACUAUCCACAGGAUCAGAUGAAGCCACAGCCCUUCCAUUCAAAAGUAAUAUUUGAAUGGCGAGGAUGGGCGGCAUAGCUCCAUGGCAGAGCACAUGCUUUGUAAAUCAAAGAUCCUUGGUUCAAUCAUUACAACCUCCAUUGUAAUGAGGAACAUUCUGAUUUCCCCAUACCACUACUAUUUUUUGAAAUGUACACCUAUAAACGCUUAUGUAGAAAUUGAUCCCACUGAAAUAAAUGAAUUGUAAUGGAUUAGCAUGUGAAUAAUGGUCCUUUGUGACCUAGAAACAAAAUCACAGUAUAGGGAAUUAAAAUGUCAUAAGUCUGGAUAUUUUCAAACAAUUUCUUGUUUUGCAAGUUUAAAGAAAGAGCUAAAUUUGUUCAUGGGCAGUUGACAAAACUUACAAUAAAUUUUUUCUUACUAUAAAUUGCCCUCUAUAAUUAUUUCCACUUGCAAAAUACCCACCUUAGGUCUUGCUUUCAUACUUUUGUUAUGUAAGCAAUGACGAUAAAUUAGACAGCUUGAUGCACAAUAACUAAAAAUAGUGAGGCUUUAAUCAAAUCAUGUCCCUUUACAUAUUGGUGUAUAAUUGAUUUUGAACAAAGAUUCUAGGUUAUUAAACCUGUCUAGUACAUUACUUCAAAUGUCACUUACAAUGGAAGAUGGAUCUGUUUCAAGCAAAUUUAUAUGGUGCAUGGGCUGCAAUUUUCCACAUUGCCCCUAAUAUGCUAACAUUGCAAAUAAACCAUUACAUGGAGAACCCAAAUGUACAAACGUAUUAAUGGGAAAUAGUUGUGGUUGCACAUGGAUGCUGUUGAGAUAGUGUGGGCAUGGUAAUAGUGAAACUGCAUGUAGAAUCAAUACUAUUAUGCAACUCUGCAAAAGUUAAAUACUUCAGAUAAAAUAUUGUAUAUGAGAGGUCAGUACGUAUGGGAUUUCUGGAUUUAUUUAUCCAGUUCAAAGUUGAGAUUAAUACGGUAGGUGAACUUAUGAAGCUGCCUUACACCAAGUUAUCCAGCUUGGUAUUUACACUGAUGGGCAGCAGCUACAGGGUUUCAGACCAGAGUCUUGCCUAACCCUACCUAGAGAUGACAGGAACUGAGCCUUGGACCUUUCCCAUGCAAUGCACAUAACCUAUUACAGUGGUGCCCCGCAAGACGAAUGCCUCGCAAGACGGAAAACUCGCUAGACGAAAGAGUUUUCCGUUUUGGAGGUGCCUCGCAAAACGAAUCUGCUAUGGGCUUGCUUCGCAAGACGAAAAUGUCUAGCGAGUUCCUGGGUUUUUUUUUUCCUUUUCCCCCUCUUUUUCUAAGUCGCUAAGCCGCUUAUCUGCUUAUCCGAUAAGCUGAUAAGCUGCUAAAAGCCGCUAAUAGCGCUAAUAGCGCUAAUCCGCUAAUCCCAUCAAUGGGCUUGCUUCGCAAGACGAAAAAACCGCUAGACGAAGAGACUCCCAGAACGGAUUCUUUUCGUCUUGCGAGGCACCACUGUACCAAGCUACAACCCUUUUCAUAUGUUGUUGGCUGUGGAAUAUACAGUAGUUGUUGUAGUUGGAAAUUUUCCAUUACUAGAUUCAUUUUAAUCAGUAGUUGGAUAUGAAGUAAGGCAGGACUUUCCUUUAGACUUUAGAUGUUCUCCAUUAAGUGACAUUGAACAAACUAUUUGUUAAAACUGAAACCUGGAAAAUUAAACUAGUGUUAGUCUUUUUUCCAAACAAACAAAUUGUUGAGUCUUCCGAUUAACAAAGACUGCAUUUUCAUUGAAUACCAAACCAUGUUUUAGCAUUAACAGAAUGAACCAUAGUAAACCUUGGGUUUGCCUGCUAUCUGCUCUCCUUUCUCGCACUGCUCUGAAGAGAUGGUUUUGCUUCCAUUUUAGACUAAAUGCAAUUGGUCAUGCUUAGCCUUAACCACUGUCCCCCCCCCAUAAAAAUAGGUGCCAGUGCUCACCAUGAAGUUGUUAGAGUAAGUGCCACACUUUUUAACCAAAAAAGAGAGGUGCCAGUACUGCAUACCCUUACAUCCCCCCUGAAAAAAAGCACUGGCCUUAACUAUGGUUAGUAGAAACAAGCCAUCUUUAAACCCUGGGCUAUGCAGCUGACUUGCUUAUGCUAAACAUAGUUAAGGUUAGUCACGUUUUAAGGUUUCAACAAAGCCAAACUGUAGCUAAUCUUAAACAGAAGUAGAUGCUUCUGAUCUUCAGUUGGUCACUUUAGAGGAGGAGGAGGAAGGAGUGCACAAGCUCCUCAUACUGCUUUCUCUCAUAAUGCUGAAACAUAGUUUAGCAUUAUGUGCCAACUGGGUUAAAGAAAACAGUCUUACUAUAUCUCUACCUAUUGGUUGGCAGAUGAGGCAUUCUGAAUUUAAGUAGCUAUUAUAAAACAAGCCAACUUAAUCAUAUGGUUGAAUUAAUGUCAUCCAGUAAAUGGCCAACAAUGGAGGGUACCAAAAUUGAUGGCAUUCCUAGAGGGUUAUUAGCAUUAAUGGCUAGAGAACACAACUGGGGUCCAUUAUGCUGCUACUUCACUGGUAGAUGACUACAAGGAACUCUGUUGUUGGCUUGAGCUGGAUUUUCAUGACACCCAAUGUAAUAAACAUAUCAAAAUAUGUAACCUUAUUGGGUCCUCCUUUAGUUUUUUUUCCCCAUUGCAAGAAAUUGCAGUAGAUGUGGCAUGAUACAUACUCUAAUAAAAUGCCAUUUUUUCAACUACUUGGUAAACUUGAAGUAGUUGUGAAAUAAUAGUGUAAAUAGACUCAGUCAAAUGUCUCUCAGUAAUAGUAUUUUAGUGAGCUUACUGAAGUCUGCCAUUUCAGUCUUUAAUCCUGUCAAAGGAAAGAACUGAGAUUAAGGCAAAAAAACAAAUAAAAAACCUUCCAUUUUUGAAAAUGUCACUUUUUAUGAAAAUACCAAGUCUUGUAAAACUUAGCAUUUGAAAAUACAACGGGGGAUAAUUUUGAGACUUGCAUAACUUUCUGUAAUCCAUAUUGCAUGUAAAAUGGAAAGCUGUCUGCUUUCUCAUGUUGAGCAUUAACUAUUUGGCUUAUUUAGUAACUGCCUUGAUUUAAAGUUGUUAUAUUCUGUUGAAAUAGCUUUCCUUUAUCUUCUCUUUCCUGGCAACAGUUGCAAACAUUACCCUGAUGUGCAUAUUAUUAUAAUAAUGUCUGCAGUCAUAUGAUAUCUGUCCUUUCGCUCCAAGAUCCUUCCAAUAAAUAAAGGACAUAAUUUUGUACAUACUGUGAAUGCACCAAGGUGUGGUUUUUUUAGCUGAACUUGGCUACUUUGGAUGAGGAAAAGUCAAGGUGUUCCCGGUCCUGUUUUAUGUUACAAUUUCCCCGUUCUUAACUCUGUUCUUGAAACAGCAGGUUUACUAUUAUUAAUUAGUUAAUUAAUUAUUGUUUGGAUGGCUUAGGUGUUAAUGAUGGUUCAGUGCACUGUAACACAUGUUUUGUAAAGGAAUAUGUUAUCCUAGGGUAUAAACUUAACUUGGUUUAUUUUCUUUAAGCAGCUACAAAUCCUAAAAGAAACAAAGAGGAGUAUUUAUUUUUCACAGAUGCACUGUGCUGACAAUCCAUUUUGUAUUCUCAUGGUAAUCUGUUCUAUUGCUUAUAUAAAUAUUGGACACAAGGCAGAGUUUUCAGUAUUACUUGCAGACAGCCAUGUUUCUCAUUUGAAAUUGAUUUACAGUGACAAGUGAUUUCAGCUAUAAAGGUGGACUCAGCAUGAAAGCUAAUUAUUUGUGUAAACAAUAUGGCCUGUUUGUAAGAGUGAUAACAAUGUUUGUUUUCUUGACCCAACUAAACAUGAUGGUUUCCAAGUAAUGUGCUUAGUUUCAAAUGACUUUCUAAAGCAUAUGUGAUAUAUUAUACAGAAAUGUUGCUGCCUGGUUACAAGGUUCCAGCGUAAACUAGUUAACAUUGUGUCUGUGUAUGUGUGUGAUUUACUUGGGAGUCCUGGCUUAUGUUCAAACCAGAGUUUCUCAAAAUAUGGUCUGCACACUUCAUUCAGGUAGUCCUUGGAAACGUUGCAAAACAGUCAUCUGUCCUUGGCCCUGCAAGUACAUAUCUAAAAGAGAGGCAAAGAUGAAAUGGUUCAAGGGCCAAUUGUCAUUCUUGGUGUUCUGGUUCAUAGCUCCUGCAGCCUUGUUUAGAAUCCGUUCCUUCUGAAGCCAAGUGCUGAUAUCAUAGUUGUUGUUGUUUCUCUUUGGACACAUUAAACAUGUUUUAUGACUACAUGAACAAACUAGAAUGAGCAGAGUGAAGCCUCAGAUUAAUAUGCUACCUCACCUCCUCCCAUAUGACCAAGAAAAGGACUUCUGGCAUGUAGACUACAAAUUUCUACAAAUACUGGCUUGUCAGUUAUGGCAUAAAACAAACGCUUUAAGUUUCAGAACAAGCCAACUUCAAGCCAUGGAUUGUGAAGCUGACUUGUUUAAUUUAACCUUAAACCAUUGCCCCUGAUUUGUGUUUAAUAAGAAGCCCAGGAUUCAUGGAAAUUGAAUGUAAACAUGCCAGUUCUAUUCCCAGCUGUACAGGGUGAGUUGGGGGGAGGGGGGACAGAGUACAUGAGGCCAAGACUUUGCUCAGGCUUAUUCUAGAUCAUGUAUAUAGUUCUAAACUAUGGUUUAACGUUAUGUGCAAACCAGCCUCUUCUGCCCAAAAACAUAUUUUUGCAAGUUACUGGAACAAGCUCAGUAUCAAGCAACAAAUAUAUUGCCUUACCGAGCAUUUCCUCUCAUUGUUACUAGAAAGAUGUUCUAUGAUAGUAAUGAUCUCAGUUCUCGGAGGAGAGCCUACUCUUUUAAUCUUCCUUUAUAUAUAUAUAAAAAAAACGGCCAUUUACUCCUACUUUUGCUUGUUUCCUUCUAGCUCGUUGCCAGUCUAUAUAAGAGGACCUUCCUUCUUACUGCAUGAUAACCAUAUUUUUUAGAAGCCUUUGAUAGGGGAUUCCUUUCUAAAAGGUUUGGAAUUCAUUUCACCAGGUUGUCCUUAUCUUCAUAUUUGGUGAUACUCCAGAAAGCUACUGAGGAAUGACUUCCCUUUUAAACAUGCUAAACUGAUGCUUUCUGAAUGUUUAAUUGUUAAUAGGCGCUUUCUUCCAGUUUGCAUUUCUGAGACAGAAACUAGGUUGACAGAUCUGAGUUUUCUGGAUCUUCUCUGGGUGUAUUUAAAACUUGGCUUUACAUUGGCCAUCUUCCAUAUACCUGGCAAAGGGAGUGUAUGAUCUUUUAGGAGAGAAUGUUCAAAAUUUAAUAAAGCCUUAAGCCCAAAUAUGAAUUAUGGGGAGGAAGAGGGGAAAGGCACAAGAGAUAACCUACCAAAAGCAAUAAAAAAAAAAUACCAUGGUGGAAUUCAAAGUAGCACUAAGAAGAGUCAGUUAUGCCAGCACAAGAAUUAUUGUGCUGGCAUAGCUAUCACCUUCGCAUGACUUACAUGACAGAAUGAUCUCUCCUGUCCUCCCGCCACAUGCUGUUCUGGGGACUCUCCUGACCCCCUAUAGCUGAUGGGGCACAAAGGGGAAGGUGUCAAGGGAAAGCCUUGUUGUACCAGCUGGACUUCUUGUGUUGGCUUCUGCUAGCACAGCUAUUUAGUUGAAUCUGGCCAAUUGUGUUACAAACUAAUAAUACUGAGAGUGACAUUUCCAGUCAUAUUUCUUCCUAUCAAAGGGUUUUUGAAGUACACUGAUGUGGUCUGGUUCACAUAUGUUAAUAAAUUAUUUAUUAUGGGUGAACCCUGUACACUACUGAGAUUUUUUUAUGUCAAAAAACAUGAUCAGAAGCUUAUUGUUGACUUGUGAACCUUAGUUUAACUAUGACUGUGUUAACCUGCAAACCUGCCACACCUCCUUAGCCAUGGUUUGUUCAGCCACCCCAUAUCAGGUGCUUACCAAACCAGAAAGGCACAGGGCAAAAGAGAAACAUAUCAAACUUUGGAGAAACAAGCCAUGGUUUGUUUGAACUUCUGUGGGACAACUUGUGCUUUAUUAAACCAUUGUUUACUGUUAUUGUGCAAAUCAGGCCAGUGUUGGGUCUGUUCUCUGCCCCUGUCAAGUGGUAGGUGUUAGGGCAUAUGACUGUCCAAAAAUGUUUGUUUUCUUUACAUUGCUGUCUCCUUAUUUUUACUUCUGUGCUAAAGCAUUUAAUCAUCCUUGAAGGGAAAGUGGCAUUUAAACAAUCCAUAAAUUAAACUUAUUUUUGUACAAUAAAACUCAAAACAAUAUUGGUUGAUUUAAUGACAUAGAAACAUAAUUCCAUCUUUACUUUUCCAAGCUAUCAAAUCAUUUAAAUGCCAUCAUACUGUAGAAUCUUUUCACUUUUAAUUAUUUUACCACACUCGUGUUUAGAGGAUAUUAAAGUAUAUAGGUCAAAGGAUAUGAGCCACCAGAGUUCAGUGAUGAAAACAUAGGUUUACUCUUCAUGAUUUUCUGCUGACAUUUGAAAGCUAACAAAUUUCCUCAGUAGGAAAUAAAACUGCCUUAUUGAUGUAUUAUGGUAAUUGACAGAACUGCGUGAUCUUAAAAUGAUAAGGUAACAUAGAUCCCUUUGUUUGCAAAUAGGAACAAAAAGGGCAAAAAUGUAGCAUUCUUUCUGUCUCUAGGACUUCAGUCCUUGCAGAAUUUCCUGAAUAUUCUACUCUUUGAAAGGCUCACAGAAAAUAUCAUUUUUAAAAAAGUAUUAAAAGCACAGACAGUUUUCAGCUGCAUAUAUAGAGAUGAAAUGUCAAAUUACUACAUGCAGAGGAAUAAUAGUCAUGAUAUACUGUGCAAAUAAUACUGAUAUGUUUCACAAAUACAUUGUGCUCAAAGCAGUUCACAAAAAAAUUUAAAUAAAAUGAUAAUUAUAGUAUAAAAUUGCCAGUCAAACAAUUAGUUUAUUUAAAAACCUUCUUCCCUCCAAUUGUGGUUAAAAUUUACCCCACUGAUACUUUUCUUUACACCUAAGUAGUCCCUCUUGAUAUAUCAUCAUCUGCACAGUUGUCACCUACCCAGGGUACUCCCAAAUUUCAACCUUUAAGUUUUAUUUCUGUCAGCAACAACAAAAACCUGUGAAAUCUAUUGAUUUCUGCCACUGAGGUGCUUUUUCUGUCUCAGCCACUGUUAGCAUAUUGGAGUAACAAAUGUACCAUGCAGUUUUUAAAACAAAAAUCAACCCAAGGAAGCAGAUAAGUGCCCUUCUUCUGAUAGAAAACACAUUGCUUUUGUUUUGGAACAUUUUACUUACCAGAUGCAUAUUAGAAUUUCACUUGGGAUAGUAAAACAUCCCCCUCCCCCCAAAUUACCUAUGUUAUUAUCUUAGUUUCAGCUUAAGAAUUAUAAUAUUGGGGUAAAAAAAUCCUAGAUGGUUUUUCAAACAAAAGCAGUUACAGGGAAGCACAUGAAAGCAUUCCUGACACACAGCACAUGGCACUGUUGGGGUCAUUCUGCUUCCCUGAGAUACACUGAAAUUUGGUUUAGUCAGCUGCUGUUGAAAAGUGAAAAAUACAGCACAGUGUAAUGUUGAACAAUAGUCCUUGGGGGGAAAUAAACACAAAGAGGUAGAAACAUUUUAUAGCUCAGGAAAAAGAAAUGGAAAAGCAGAAGAGACUAUUGGUACUUAGGAAACCAUAGACAAGGGGUGCUAUCCUAAGAUGUUCUUUUUAUGUUACGUAUAUUCUGCUUACAGAAGAGCUAGCUUGCACCUUGUGCUAGAGCUAUGCACUGAAAAGCGAAAUAGUUUUGAAUCUUGCUCUACUCAGCCUGGGACAGUUUUUGGAAAUGAAAUGCCCUUACUGAUGGUGAAGAGGGAGGGGCCUUGGUCUGCACCAAUGGAAUGUCAUAUUGUCCUCUAAUCAAGGGGAUCAGAGAUUUAAUUUGAAAUGCUGCAUAAUAGAGUCCUAGAUUGGGCAUUCUGAGACCUCCCUUAGAUCUAUGCCUAAAUAAUGUUUUAUAAUUUAUUCUAUAUUUUCCCACUAGAUGAAUAGAAUUAGAAUUUCUAUUCAUAGAAAUAGAAUUAGCUGUCAUUGCCAUUUUUUUAAGAAAAGAGGAGGAAAUAUGGAUGGGCAAAACCUGGAAAAAAUAUGAAAAAUUUGGAAGAAUAGACAUUUUAAUCCCAGCUAUUCUGCCAAGUCAACUGCGAUUUCUAAAGGCAGUGCUGAUGGCGUGGAGAGAUUGGGACUCAUUUCUGGCCCCCAAACCCUCUUGAUUCUCUCCCCCCCCCCCCAGCUCUUCUUGCAGUAUUUGAAAAUUGACUUUAUGAGUCAGUUAAUGUGAGAUUGUACAACAUUUUGCAAUAACUGAUCCAUGCUCAAGUGCUAUAUUAGAGGAAUCUUUUCUAUCCGUGGCUGUCAGAAUUGAAAUAUGAAAAAUCAAUUGUUUUCCAUUUUUUCAGGACUGAGAGAACAUCACAACUGCAUUUAGCAAGAACUAAAAGUCAAUGAGUAAUAACCAUUCAGCAUGAGUUACACUAGCAUCUUUUUCUAAAUUGCUUUCUUUAGAAGAGGAACAGAAUUGCAUGUAAAACCAAUGGCUUCCUUUUUACAUGGUGCAGACAUUGUCCUCCUAAAUGCUGGUUACCCUGUUGUAGUUGUUUGUAUCUGCUGCUUCCAUAAUUGCCAUUGCUUGGAAUACCUGGGCAAUUCAUGCUAAUCGCUAAAGAGAUUGCGUCUUGCAUGUCACAGAAACUGGUUAUUUCUGAGUGUUCUGAAAAAUUACUGCUUUGCAAUUCGAAGGUAAACAUAAGCUAUUACAAGUAUGCCCAGAAAAGCCCCCUUUUAUAUAAAUCAUAUAUUCUAACAGUAGAGAAUGUUUUCUAAGUUGGGAAAAUAUGAGCAUUUGUACAUAUGAAGUUGUCAGACGUUGGUCCAUCUAGCCCUGUAUUACUCAAACUGUCAGUGGCUCUCCAACUUCUCAGGCAGUUUAACUUUUCUAGCUCCACUAAUUGCUUUCCUUUACUAGAUGGCAGGGAUUGACCCCUCUGCAUGCAAAACAUAUGCCAGGGAUGGCCUGUUCUCUUGUGUUGCCUGAGGUGUCCCCCACCCUUCCACCCCUGCCAAAGCUCUGCUUACUAGGGUCAUGCAAUGGCAGCUUCCAGCAAGAUCUCACAGAACUCUCCCAAGAUCUCUGCAAAAGCCACCAUUGCAGCCACACGACCACAGUAAGGAGUUGUAACCCUUGCUUAGAGGAAUCUGGGUAAUAACUGCACUUAAUGAGGUCCAUGGUGUAGGGGCCCAUGAAAGGUUUUUCCUUGUGGGGGCUCCACACCUGUUGAAUGAACUCCCCUCUGAGGUGUGUCACACUCCAGCAUGUUUUUUUGUUUCGUCAGCAGGAAAAAAUAUGUACCUUUUUGCCCAAGCCUUUGGGGAGGGGUGGUGGUGCCAGGUGGCUGAACGGGUCAGUGCAUCUGGCUUUUAACCAGAAGGUUAGUGGUUCAGGUCCACCCAAUGACAGCUGUGGGCAGGAUUCCUCAUUGCAGGCUAUUGGACUAGAUGAUUUCUUGGGGUCCCUUCCAGCUCUAUGACUUCUAUAACUUCUGUUGAGAGAGCCUCAUUUUGCAGCUGCUGUUGCGAUUUUAUUGGUAUGUGUUUCAUAUUGUUAAUAAAUCAGUUUUAGAUGUCUGUUGGGGGCUGCCAGGUGCCAUCAUACCCACAAAUGCCUUCAUUGGCAUGCCCAGACACUGAGCUUUUAUUUAUUUUUAAAAAGUAGUCCUAGAAAAGUAGUUAUGAAGCAAAAUGUGCAGGUACACUUCUAAGUGAUUUCUCUUAAAUGAGUUAACCUGGGUGUUCCCACCUGUCAGUGUCCAUCAUAAAUGUAUAAGUUUUUCUGUCCCUGGUUUUGCAGGCUUUUUGUUUGCUUCAGACUGUACCUGGAAAAAACUUACUGUUCCUCUGAGAAGGGAGACAGAUGUAUUUACCUGAUGCCCAUAUGAUGUUUUUUGAAAAAAGGAAAUGGGAAAUAGUUUGAGCUUAGUUUAUCCCUUACAGCAAUAAAUGCUCUGUGAUUUCAAAUCACUUCAUCUUUAGUAAAAUAAGAUUUUUGAAUGCAAAAUAUGUUGAUUUGCAGCAUUUCAGAUUAACUUCUGCUUGAGACCCUGAGCACUACUUGUACUGAAAGAAGCAAAUUGUUUGCCACAUGGUUUUGAAUACAGCAUAUGAUAUCUGUAGAGCUGAUCUUAAUUUGGUUUUCUUUUUCUGUUAACUGGCUUGAUUAAAGUCAUUGAUCACAUAGUGUUCUGCUGAGUUGGAGUAUGCUAUAGUUCACGUAACAUGCUUAUAUUCAACUUUAUUUGAUAAAAAACAUUCAUUUUUGCAAACAUGGAUAGAAAAUGACAUUGUUCAUUAUUGAUCAGUCCUGUUUUAAACAUACCACAUUUUGUAAGACAGAUUUGUCUAGAGAAAACAUAGCAACCUUAUGCAUUAAAUCUUUAUUAGAUACCAGAUUAAAUGUCAUUUCAUUUUACAAUUUAUUUCUUCCCAGGCAGAACUAAUAAAAGGAAAUUCACCAAGUGUUGGACUCACUCUUCGCCAAAUACAAGUUAAGGAAGGUGAAACAGGGCAUGUUGUCAUUGAAACUAUCACACCAAACUCAGCUGCAGCAGCUGCUGAUCUUCAGAGAGGGGAUAGGCUUAUAGCUAUUGGAGGUAAGUAGUAAAACAACUUGGAUAAAACUGUGUCAGAUCCAUCUUUAGCUAUCCUCUCUGGACCAGCUUCCCUAAUACUAUACUAGUCCCUUCUUCCACACAUAGCAUAUUGUUGUUGUUGUUCACUCCUGUCCUGUACUUAAGUGACCUGAGGUUUAUUUAUAAGCUCUUCUUGCUUUCUUUUCCAGUUGUAACUCCUUUUCCUCAAGCCCUACUCUCUCUCUACAUUUUCUUUGGGCUCAUUUCAAUCCAUACUUUGUCCUGCUGCUUCACCCUCCUAGAGCCAGUGUGCUGUUGUGGUUAAGAGCGGUGGACUUGUAAUCUGGUGAACCGGGUUCGCGUCCCACAUGCAGCUGCUGGGUGACCUUGGGCUAGUCACUCUUCUCUCUCUCUCAACCUCACUCACCCCACAGAGUGUUUGUUGUGGGGGAGGAAGGGAAAAGGAGAUUGUUAGCCGCUUUGAGACUCCUUAGGGUAGUGAUAAAGCAGGAUAUCAAAUCCAAACUCUUCUUGGCUUUCUUUCCCUCAGGUUUUUGUUUUGUUUUGACAUCGUAAAACCUCUUCCCAGUUCCAAGCCUGCCUGUGUAUGAGGUUCCAAUCCUGUCAGCCCUAAGCUGUUAGUUUUACCUACCCUUGGAAAAACAGACACAGUAAAAUCUUUUUUCAGUUCUGUGGUUCUAGGUUACACCUACAGUUUGUUCUAAUCCAAAACUGUGUUUUUGUGCCUCUUGCUGUUACUUGCUGUAAUGCAUUACUGUAGAUUUAAAGCUUCCUUAACACCUGACUUCCAUAAUUGCACUGAAAGCAUCUGAAGAUCAAUAUAAACACAUUUAAAUUGUUCCUAUUCAGGCAUGUUUUCUCCACUCAUUAGACAUUUCUUUGUUUACGUGCAAUUGUGUUUUUCUUUUUCAUGAAUACAUUUUUUUUAAAGUUUAUUUACACUUCAAUCCUAUGAUCCCUGAGAUGGGAUCCUAGAGGAUGUUUAGAGAAUCUCUUUCCCGGGUAGAGAAAAAGAGAGAGGCCCACUCUUGGGUGAGUGAGAUUGAUCUUGUGAGCUGUCUCCUAACCAUUAUGAAACUAUAGCACCCUUGCAUUGCAGAUGUCAGUAGUAUAGGAGCCAGCUCCUAGAGGGGCCGAGGGGGUUUUGCCAUUCAAAUGGUGUGCGUGCACUGCGUCAUGUGAUUGAUUAAGUGGGGUGGAGCUUACCUGGGCCCUCCCAAUAUUUUAUUCAAGUUGGCACCCCUGGUCAGUAGAGACAUAAGGGGGGCAAGGAAAAUGUGCCAGAGGAAGCCCUCCCAUUCUCCAGCUCACAACUGAAGUAUGGAACAAACUAUGCCAGUCCUGGACAUGACAUUUCUCGCCUGCCCCCCACCAUUCAAAAACAGUAGGGGAGGGAUCAUAAAAAAGGUGGAGGAACCAGAAGGAAAGACGGGGGGGGGCGCUGCUCCCUUCCUUCCUUCUGCCCUGCCACUUCACACCCAAUAGAACUUUGGAAUCUGAGGGUCCACUAAUUUCAGUCCCCACCCCUCCUUGAUGGACCCGUGGAAUUGCUGUGUUGGAAAGAAAUUUACCUACCCCAGUGCCUGCAAAUCAAAAGCAAAAGGCACUGACACUGUUCCUGGUAUGUAGUGUACCAGUGUGAUGCAGCUGCUAGAGUAUGUGUGGAUAAUGCAGAUUCAAAUUUGCAUUUGGCAAAGGGUGACCUUGAACCUAGACUUCACUCAUGUGGCAGGGGGGUGGGGAAGGCAGAUUUUACCCCAGCACCAUUCUAGAAGGUUGGAAGGUACAUUAGAGGUAUAGCACAUCACCCUCUUGGAUAUUUUAAAUGUGAAUGGGGUUCAUCUGAAACCACCUUUUGUUAAAAUCUUCUAGAUGGUAUCACAAUGUUUCUUACCUGGCAGAACUACAGGGUGGUUUUUUCCCCAGCAGCUGUUGCUUCGCAGUUUCACUUCCCUGGCUAUUGCCUGUGCGUAGAUUCCAGCUGUACCUAAACAUGGAUCAUGGUUUUUGCAGGCACUAUGGGCUGAUGCAACAAUAAUUAUUGAUAAAUUAUUACCUAGAGACCUGAAAAAUAUAUAAAUAAUUUGGCCCAUAUCACAUGAUUAGGCACCAACCAUUCUGAAAUUGAGGAAGUAUUUUGGGUUCUUGUGCAACAAUAUCCAGUAAUUCGGAGUUCACGAAACAGAUUCCUGAACAUUUUUCUAUAUGUGGUAUUCUGGUAUAUUAGCAACUUACUUCUGUAAGUUCAUAUUUAUUUCUUCAUCAUCAGUUGGAGUGACAAUAAUGAAAAUAUUCUCCAUGGCUCCGGUUUGUGUUAAUAUCUUGUGUCUUCUUCCUUGAAUCAGGAAUGGUUGACAUGGUUAGCUACUGAACAAAGUGUUUCACGCUGCCAUGUUUGAUGGUACCAAUCCCCUUUAGGAUCAGUAAGGAACUGAAUUCAGGUGCCUACCACCCUACCACUAGGAGGGGCCAGAGUUCCAUUUCACAUGUAUGCUGUCAAAUCUGAUUGUCUUGUUCAUCAUGGAAACAAGAUAUUCCGGUCAAAGUGCUGCCAAGAUCUCCAUGUGUCGGGCCCUUUCUGUGCACACAGUUCCCAGUCAGCAGAAUCUGGUGUUUGGUAUGACCAUUGUCCUCAUUGAAACAGGGCAUGAAUGUUUUAUAAAGUCAGCUAUAUAUUUUUUUUUCAUUACUGUUGAUUCUUGGAUUUUUUUCUCUUUUUUGACAGGAGUGAAAAUUACAUCAACAAUACAAGUGCUAAAGCUCAUCAGACAGGCUGGUGACAGAGUCAUCGUACAUUAUGAGAGGCCUGUUGGCUAUAACCAACAGAAUUCAGUACCGCAAGAUAGUCUUGCACCAUUUGUAAACUCAGUGUUUCCAGAUGAGGAGACAUCAGCAGAUCUAGAAAACAAAGAACUAGAUUUACAAUUUGAGGAUUUGGCAAAUGAAUUAAAGUCAUAUGAACCCGGAGAUGAUUCUUCAACCAGCCCCAAGCAUACCACAGUGUCAUCUACAGCAAAACCACCUGGAACUGUAUCACCGCUACCAAGCCGCAAGGGACAUUUUGGAAGUCCUCAGGCAACUGGAAAGGCACUUUUCAGAGAGGCAGCCAAACAAGUGGUACAAAAAAGUUCUGAAAAUAUAGAUGCAACCCACCAAACAAACAAACAGACAAGUAAACCUCCUGUCCCACCCAGGCCACAGUUUAAAAUCACACCACUUCCUAAUGAAGUUCAAAAUACACUAGAAACUGGUGACUUAUCUGCUGAGAAACCAGAGAAGCAGCCACUUCCUGCAAGUAAUGGAGAUAAAAAUUCAGUAAAGCUAACAAAAAAUACUGACAUAGAAGAAGAACCUACAGGAUCCAAAUUAGUUGUAAAUAAACCAGAAGCAGUUAAGGAGCCUUCCGAUUCCACACUGAAUGUUAAAGCAGUUACAAACAAACCAGCUGCAAACAAACUAGAAUUAAUAAAGGACGCUUCAGAAUCAUUACAGAGUCCCAAAGCAGUUACAAACAAAGCAGUUACAAACAAAUUAGAAACGGUAAAAGAACCUUCAGAAUCUUCACAAAGUUCUAGAUCAGCUACAGAAAACCAUAAUUCAUGGGAAACACCAGAAAUUCCUUAUCGCAAACGAUUAGGUAAAUGGACAAGGACAAAGACCUCUUCCUACAUAUUUGAAGUAGAAAAAGAGCACAAGUACCUAAAUGUUGCUGUUUGGUGUAGGGAUCCUUUCAAAUUAGGUGGGCUUCUCUGUUUAGGAUAUGAAAGCAUAAAACUUGAAGAAAUAGCUUUAGAUUGUAUAGCUACAUCCUCCAUGGAAUUCAUUAGACAAUUUAGAUUAAAUCCUCCUGCACCUAAAGCUUCAGUAACUAGAACUGCAUUGCGUAAUUUGAUUUCUCACAAAGGUUUCAAUGAAAAUUUUUGUUACGGUGAUAUUACUAUACAUUUUAAAUAUUUAAAAGAGGGUGAACCAGAAGACUCCAGUUUUCUCCUGGAAAAAGAAAAAGAAAAUAUUUCAGAAGAUGAGUCUGCUCCCAUUCUUCCCAAAGAGGAUCCUUAUUUGGGACAGAUUAUCUACACUGAAAACAAGCAUAAUUUUCAGGACACCCAGUUUCAGAAUCCAACUUGGUGUGAUUACUGCAAAAAAAAAGUUUGGACUAAAGCAGCAUCACAGUGUGUUGUUUGUGCAUACGUUUGUCACAAAAAAUGUCAAGAAAAAUGUCUAACGGAAAGCCCAUUUUGUUUAGGAGCCACAAGACGGCUUGAACGAGACCUUCGCACUUUUAAAUUUGAUAGCCCUGAUUCUCUAAGCGUACCAGCAUCUCGUGCCGAUACAGAAUUGAAAACUGCAAACAGAACAACAGGUUUAACAAGACAUAUCAUCAACACUAGCUCCCGGUUGUUAAAUCUUCGUCAAGUUCCUAAAGUUCGUGUUAGUGAGCCAGGGGCUGAUGUAGUAGAACCUUCGCCAAAGCACACGCCACAUGGUUCCGAUAAUGAAGGUAGUGACACAGAAACUGGUGGUCCAAGUAGCCCUUCCAAGCAAGCAAGUACAGGGAUAAAGUUAGCAAGAAAAGAAGGUGGAUUAGAUGAUAGUGUCUACAUUGCUGUUAAAGAAAUUGGUCGAGACCUUUAUAGAGGUUUGCCUACAGAAGAAAGAAUCCUAAAAUUAGAGGUUAUGUUGGAAAAGCUACAGUAUGAAAUAGACCAGGAACUGGAAAAUAACAAUUCUUUAAUAAGAGAAAAGAAAGAAACAACAGAUACAAGGAAAAAAAUGCUAUUGUCUACUGCAUUGGCUAAAUCAGGUGAACGACUGCAAGCCCUAACACUUCUUAUGAUUCACUACAGAGCAGGCAUUGAAGAUAUAGAAGCUUUAGACCUGGAAUCCAGAAAAGAGGAUAAAUAUGAAGACGAAGAAAUGGAUAAUGAAGUUGAAAGUGCUCUAGUAAUGGAGCCAGUACUCGAACAACUACUAAAAGAAGGAGAGCUUGAAAGAUCUGAUGACUUAGUAGAUUGAUGUUGCACAUUUGGCCUUGAGAAUGAUAAACUGGGAAAAUACUUUGCACUUAAUCAAAACCACACCAGAUACAUUAAAAUGUAAUUAAACACUGGUAAAAUGUAUACAAGCUGCUUUUCCACAGGUGUUUUUUUAAAUCUCUGUAAGAGUAUAGUUAGAGUUUUCUUUACAAGUACAGUUCCCCUUUCUUGUUUUUUGUUGACAUAGCUGGUCCAAUUUGUGUUUAAAGAACAUUUUGGAAGUUUAUACUGGAAGAUUAAUUUAUUUGAACUUUUUCUAAAGUUUCAUGCUAAUACAGUUGUUUUAUUUUUUGUUCCGUUCCAUUAUUAAGUUUAAUGUUUUGAUUUUUAACUGCAUGCUGAAAUUUACAGCCAUGGGGACCAGGUUCUGAAGAUUUUGAUUGUGUCUCAUUAUUUGGCUCUUUGAUUUAUUUCAGAGCAGGGGUGUUUUGUUUUUUUGCCAAUCAUGCAUCAUAGCCAACACAGGCUUUAUUUUCAGUUAUUUAGUAAAGGUGUUACUACAUAUCAUGAUGCUUACUUUCCAUAAUUUUUUUCAGUCACAGAUUUUUGAAGCUUAAUUGACACUUGAAUACCUUUUUCCUUUAUGGGUUUAGCAGAAUUGUAAGCUGGGAGAGAAUUCUAAAACAUGUCUAGUUCAAAGCUCAAAUAAUUAUCAGUAGGUGCUCAUCUCCCCCUCUCUCCUUCCUUAAAGACCACAAACAUUCAAUUUCGCCUGAUCAUAAGCUGUACCAAUAUUGUAUAGCAAUUUCUUGGAAAUGUACCAGCAAAAGAUAUGUUAAUGUAAAAAUAGGUGGAAGCCUUAUAGAACAUAUCACUGUAAUAUUAUAAUGCAUAAAGACCUAUUUUUAAGUUGAGUUGUAGCUUUUUCUGUUUACCUAAGCAUUGAUUUUUCCACAAAAUGUAUGACUUUUGUGUGUUAAUGUUUAAAGGGUAAAUGAAAUGCUAAAAUAAUUUACUUCCACUGGUUGUAAUGCCAUCGUGAACAGAAAAAUGCUAGUUAGAUACCCAGCUUUUUAAUAUAGCAUGUGAGUUUCCUUACUGGUUCCUGGGCCCAACAGAAAUUGGGGACCUUUUUUAAAUUUCUUUUUUAAAAGCCCCAGCUGGUCUGCUAAGAAAUAUAUUUGGGGGGGGUUGACAUUUAUGUGUCAUAAGGCUUUGUUUUCCAUAUCAUUAUUUUAGGCCCUGUGCUAUAUAUACAAACACCUGUAGAAACUGGCAAAGCUAGCACACCUAAAGCCUCUUAUUUUGACAGACAAGCAAUCAGAUAUCCUAUUAUGUUGAAUCUGCUUUUCAGUUUGUAUAGGAGUGAUAACAACCUCUUCACAUCUUUUUGGCCUUAAGAAUAACCUUUUGCUUUUUAAAAAACAUACCGGUAACUGAGCCGAAUAUUAGAAUACAAUCCAUACUAGUAAAAAACAGUUCUGCUCUUUUAAAAAAUUUGCUUCAUAACUUAUACUAGAUACUUCCAAAAAAUAAACCCCUCCAAAAGAGUUCAACAUUGUGUUUAAUGAAUUUUAUCUCUCAAUUUAUUUUCUGGGUUGCUUACCAACUGAGGUGGUUUGGAAUAAUUCUCCAUUAGUUUUUCGCUUGAGUCCAGGUACUGCCUUGAAACACUUGCUCAUUUGAGAAAACAGCUGCAAAAAUAAUAUAGGCAUUAGGUUUUUUCAAAAUAAUACCUUAUAGUUUAUCAGUUAAUGAAACGGGCAUGAAAAGUUUGGUAUCAAUACUCUGCUAUGAUGAUUGUAUAAUAAAUUAAAUGUAGUGCAAUAUUCUAAAUGUUGCGUGAGAAUGGUGGCAAAAUAAUUGUAUGGUAGCAAGGGAAAACAUAAUUAUAACAAACACUGAUCUUGAGAGGCAAGCUGUAUUAAUACAUUCCUAUUAUAUUCUUUGCUUCUGUGCUUUACUGUACAUAGCUGAAAAUAAAAAAUGCCACUGAAAGCAAGGAUAUCUUGAUGUAGUGGUAUGUAACUACUUGACACUUGCACAUAUUUAUAGAAAGUCUGCCCAAGAUGAUUGUCAGACAUGAUUUUAUCAUGAAAACAAGCUUUAAUAAAUUUUUUAAAAUAA